GAAUGAUGGCGUCUUCAAAGGGAGUGACAAGACUUUAGCACCGCCCUCCUUGACCCAGGCAAUUAAGAUCAAGGCAGCUCUGUGGCAUAAAGCUUGGAUGGCUCCGCAGGACAUCCUCGGGCGCGGCUCUGCACCAGCUCAUCGCACGCUCAGAGAAAUUGGGUGGACUCCCCCUCCGGCGGGUUGGACAAAGAUUAAUGUUGAUGGCGCAGCUAAUGGGACUCAGGGACCGGCAGGAGCAGGCGGCGUGUUGAGGGACCAUCUUGGCGGUUGGCUCAAGGGCUUUGUCGUCAACCUGGGAACUUGCUCGGCGGUUCAGGCGGAGCUGUGGGGCAUUUAUCAUGGUUUGGGUGUAGCUUGGCAAGCUGGCAGCAGAACCCUCAUCGUGGAAUCCGACUCUCAGAUGGCUCUACAGCUUAUAGAGAAGAGAAAUGAUUUGGUUCACCCUCAAGCCACUCUUUUGACUGCUAUCAGGCGGAGAAUAGCUCAAGACUGGGUGGUAAAGCUAGUUCACACUUAUCGAGAAGGGAAUAGAGUCGCGGACUGGCUCUCAAAGCACAGUCUCGUCUAUCCCUACGGUAAAUGUGAUCUGGAUUUACCCCCCCAAGGGCUCACUACUAUCCUUGGUGAUGAUCUCAGAGGUCAAACUUUUCCUAGAAACAUCAUAAGUACUGUUGACACCUCCCCCUCUCUGUAACUCUCUCUCCCUCCUGUUCCUCUCUCCUUCUGUGGCUUUUUAGCCUCCUGUGAAAGCAAAAAAAAAAAAUCUAAUGGAACAAAGUCUAUUCAAUGACAACGAUGAUUAUGCUUAUCAUUCACAGAUAAUUCCAAAGAACAUAAAGAGGGCUAUCGUGUUCAAUGUAGUCAAAAUUGUGUUUUAAAAUUUAAAAACUUACGAUUUUACGUUUUUAGGUCACUAAAACGCUUCUAUACAAAAUCUAAGUUUUUAUAACUUAUGUAGUUAAAAACUCCACUUUAAAACUUAUGAUUUUACGCUUCUAUAUCAUCAAAACAUUUCUACAUAGAAACUCGCUUUUUACAUCGUGUUGCAGAAACAGGCCAACCAUUUAGGAACCCUGAGGUCUGGAAUGAGAUUAAAAGGAAGUGGUGGAAAUGGCCUCGCAGUCAUUUCGCAUUGGUGAAAAAGAACUAAAAAAAUAAAACAGAGAAAGUAGCAAUGGACAGCAGGCUACAGCAUGAUUCAAUUAAACAUUAUUAUUAAGUAUGCACGUUUUCGGUGCUAUCAUUUUUUUUUUGGUGUAUUCAGUACAAUUGCUUCAUAACCAUUAUUUUAAAUAUGCGAUUCAUGUCAAAAUGAUGUCAAUCAGCACUUAUGAUAUUAUGAACAAUAAAGCACAUGAAUUUGCACAAAAAAUCAUUAAAGAUUUACUUUAAUUUGAAGGAUUUAUGAGUUUAGAGAUUUAGGGUUUGGGUUAGGGUUUAUGGAUAGAACUCAAAAUUGGAGGUCUAGGGCUUAGAGCAAUCCGUUAAUUAGUUGUUAUCAUAUAUUAUAUAAUCAUAUUACAUUAAUUCUACAAAUUAAAAUUCAAAAUCCGACACCUUAAGACUAGUUUUUGAAUUGGAUGCAUUGAACACACUUAUUUUUGUGAGUGCACCGAAGUAGUCACCCUAAUAAGAUUAUUAUUAUUAAUAUAUAAAUAACAAAAAAUUGCUUAAAUGGUCCGAUGAUGGAGUGUGGGAGAGUACAUCAUAUGAGUAUGACUUGAUAAGGCUUAGAUUUAAACAUUUUUUUCCCCAUUAAUUCACAUUUUUUAGAUGUCGAUUAGACAAAUUUCCUUUCACUAGGACUUACCUUGGGGGUUCCAUCUCUUAUGUAUGUUUUUUUUCUUAACUCGUGUUUUUUCAUCUAUCAAUUAAGCAAGAUUAUCCUUUCGCUAGGGUUGAUUCCUUGAUAUAGGUUAUUACAGACGAUUUCCUCUAGCUAAAGAUUGUUACGGGCGAUAAUCUAAUGGUAUCUUGAGGUGCGGAGGUCACGAAGAUGAGGAUUGAUUCAAUGGUCAUGCAAUCGGCCCCCUCCUAGCUAGGAUAGCCAAUCCAAUGUCACCUCAACCGAUUUACCUAACUAGUGAUGGGUUCUACCUCCUCUAAACGGCUUAAAUUCGUCCGCACACAAGUCGGGUAGGUCGAUGGAACACAUUUAAUAGACAAGCAUCAACUAGGUGAGAAUCUAACUAGCAGAGGAUGAUCACCUCGACCUCAAGAUAACCCUCUAGGUCAUCCAAUCGGGGUAAGAGGCAUUCACACAUCUAAACCCUAAUUAGAAGCAUUAAGUACCCUAGUCAAACUCAAUUAUACCAUGAACUCAUAUGCAAGACAAUGAUAAUUCCCUAUAAUCUAGGUUGCAACUAAGACAAAUAAGAUAUAAACAAUCCAACACUUAUUGAUGUCUAAAGCAUUCUUGACCUACGGGGAUGAAACUAUCACCUAGGUUAAGAGCAAAUCAAUCAAAAUCAAGCAAUAUUAUGCACAAAAAUCAACAAACAUAGAUAAA
Messenger RNA from Linum trigynum, 2512 nucleotides. The record is from the annotation of a GenBank genome assembly. NCBI's taxonomy places the organism in Eukaryota, Viridiplantae, Streptophyta, Magnoliopsida, Malpighiales, Linaceae.